This is a messenger RNA of Coturnix japonica (Japanese quail), 974 nucleotides long. The record is from RefSeq and is a predicted model, not a curated record. NCBI's taxonomy places the organism in Eukaryota, Metazoa, Chordata, Aves, Galliformes, Phasianidae.
AUGCAGGACACCACCCUGCAUCAUCUGCUUGGGAGCCCGUGGGUGACAGCAGGUCAUAUGUCACCCAUGGUGUGCCCAGCCUGCCAGCACGCCUGGUUCCACCGGGCCUGCAUCCAGAAAAUGGCCAAGAGCGCUGGGCUUCGCUGUUUCCAGUGCCCUCUCUGCCGAGACAGAGAGAGGUUCGUACAGGAAAUGCUCAACUUGGGGAUCUACAUCCCAGUCAGGAAACCCAAGUGGGAGCGCAACCGUGCCUACGCAGCACUGGGAGUUCGGCACGGACGCUGCGAUGCCAGCGACUGCCGUCACCCCCAUGGCAGGGAGCAGAGAGAGGGAGAGGGGCCCUGGCAGCUGCUCCUCUGCAGCUCCUGUGCUGCACAAGGCACGCACCGACUGUGCUCCAACCUGAGUCCCAGCACCACCAGCUGGGAGUGCGCCAGCUGUGCUGGAGAGGGCACCGCCUCCGGCACCAACUCGGACAGCGCUGGCCCCAACACCGCCAGCCAGCAGGGACCGGGGCCGUCCCAAAGCUCCGCAGGACAGCAGAGCAGCAGCUCCGACACCACCAGCCAGGCACCGUCGGAGCCGGAUCCCACUUCCCAGGUGCCUGAGCUGCUCUCCGGGCAGCCGGGGCGGGCGCGGACUCGAAGCCGCUCGCCCCUCGAUCGUCGGGCUGCAGACACCGACAGCCAGCCCCGAAGACGCCUUAGGAGCCGGUCCAGGCGGCGAGGGCCAGCCCAGGGGCGGAGCCGCUCCCGGGCACCACGUCGGGCCCGGCGCAUCACCAGCCGGCCCCGCUGAUGCCGUAGGAGCAGCCGUGUCCAAGCUCCGCUUCCUAUCCAAAGUCAUCACGGAAUUGUAGGGAUUGGAAGGGACCUGUAGAGAUCAUCGAGUCCAACCCCCCUGCCAAAGCAGGUUCCCUACACAAAGUCAUCAACUCAUCUGAAUCCAUCCCAAUAAAACUGAAUUCCAUCAUA